Molecule: messenger RNA, 2820 nt
Organism: Nerophis ophidion (straightnose pipefish)
Lineage: Eukaryota; Metazoa; Chordata; Actinopteri; Syngnathiformes; Syngnathidae
Gene: clip1b
Product: CAP-GLY domain containing linker protein 1b
Exons: 20
Coding region: 188-2680 (830 amino acids)
Biological process (GO): cytoplasmic microtubule organization; positive regulation of microtubule polymerization
Cellular component (GO): nucleus; cytoplasm; microtubule plus-end
Molecular function (GO): microtubule plus-end binding
Source: RefSeq, a predicted model, not a curated record
AGUCCCUGAAGGCGCCGUGGUGACGUCACACUGGGCUGGUCCAGGCUGGAAAAACAUGUAACGGUACUCGCAUCCACCCUGCUGGGACACAGCGCGCCCGAACUGAGCAAGUCCCCUCCAUCACAUUGGGACUUCCCGGGGUGGUGGGGAAGGCCAGACCUCCUUCGGCCUCCCCCCCCAUAAAGCCAUGAGUGCAGCAGGCAAGGUCAGCGGGCUGAAGCCCCCCAGUAAGAUAGUGCGCCCCCCGCUGGUGGCCAUCAGGACCACGCCAACCUCAGGAACGCCCAAGCCCGCCGAGAAGUCCCCAGGCAGCGUCUCCUCUUCCGCCCAUGAUGCCGACUUCCAGGUGGGCGAGAGGGUCUGGGUCAACGGCAACAAGCCCGGCCAGGUCCAGUUCCUGGGCGCCACGCAGUUCGCCCCGGGCCAGUGGGCGGGCAUCGUGCUGGAUGAGCCCAUCGGCAAGAACGACGGCUCGGUGGCCGGGGUUCACUACUUCCAGUGCCAGGACGGCAGGGGGAUCUUCACCCGGCCCUCCAAGCUGGCCAGGGGUCCCCUGCCGGAGAAGGAGACCAACGGGGCCCGGCCCGGAGUCCCCAAUCCGGGAAGUGAGCCGGCAGCGGCGGCGGCAGCUCAGUGCGGCAAGACGAGCGGGGCACUGAACCGAGUGGUCGUGUCCAGCGAGUCCGUGUCCAACCUCUCCGAUCCAGAAUCCGCCAAGAAAAACAAGCCCGAGCUGAGGAGAGGAGAUCGAGUUCUGGUUGCCGGGACCAAAGCGGGAGUGGUGCGGUUCCUGGGAGAGACGGACUUUGCCAAAGGGGACUGGUGCGGGGUGGAACUGGACGAGCCUCUGGGCAAGAACGACGGCGCCGUAGCGGGGACCAGGUACUUCCAGUGCAUGCCAAGGUACGGCCUCUUCGCCCCCGUCCACAAGGUGACGCGCAUCGGCUUCCCUUGCACCACGCCCACCAAAGCCAAGGGCCCCCGGCGGCGCUCCCUCCUGAAGAGGAGCCCCAGCGCCUCCUCCAUCAGCUCCAUCAGCUCCACCACCUCCUCCGUCAGCGGCAAGCCCAGCCGAGCGGGGCUGCUGACGGAGACGUCCGCCAGGUACGCCCGCAAGAUCUCCGGCACCACGGCGCUCCAGGAGGCCCUGAAGGAGAAGCAGCAGCACAUCGAGCAGCUGCUGGCCGAGCGAGACCUGGAGCGGUGCGAGGUCGCCAAGGCCACCAGUCACGCCGGGGAGGUGCAGCAGGAGCUGGUUCUCGUGAGGAAGGGCAGAGACCAGUACGCCAUGGAGACGGAGGCCAAGCUGGACCAGCUGAGGUCCAUGGUGGAAGCAGCCGACCGCGACAAAGUGGAGCUGCUCAACCAGCUGGAGGAGGAGAGGAGGAAAGUGGAAGACCUGCAGUUCCGCGUGGAAGAGGCGUGCAUCACCAAAGGCGAUCUUGAGACGCAGACCCGCCUGGAGCUCGCCCACAUUAAGGAGCUGGAGCAGAGUUUGCUCUUUGAAAAGGCCAAAGCGGAAAAACUCCAGCGGGAUUUAGAGGACACUCGGGUGGCCACGGUGUCGGAGCGCUCGCGCAUCAUGGAGCUGGAGCGGGAGGCGGCCGACCUCCAGCUGCGACUGCGGGCGUCCCGGCAGAAGGAGGACGCCGCGUCUCUGUCGGAGUUGCAGAUGAGCGGCCUCAGGGCCGAGGCGCAGUCCCAGGAGAGGAAGAUCAGCCAGCUGAGCGUGGACCUGGAGACCAAGGACAAGGAGCUGCGGUCCGUGCGGGAAGACAAGGAGUCCCUGCGGCAGCAAGUCGGCAGCUUGCUGGAGCAGGCUGGCCAGCACAGAAGCAGGACGCUGAAGACCACGCAAGAGGUGGAGCAGCUGAAGAAGGACAUGGAGGUGCUGAGGGAAGAGAGUCACUGCAGGGAAAAGGAACUUCAAGCUCUCUUGACUCAGCUGGACGCUUUGAAACAGCAGAAUUCCAAAUACCAGGAGGACCUGAGUCUGUCCCAGGAGCAGCAGCACCUCCUGCGCAGGGAAAUAGAGAAAAUGUCCAAUCAGGACUCGGAGCGACGGGACUCGGACAAAGACCGCGAGCUGGAGACGCUGCGGAACGAGGUGGCCGCGCUGCGAGGCGAGAAGGCGGCGGCCAAGACGCUGCAGUCGGCUGUGGAGACGCUGGAGCGGGACAAGGCGCAGCUGCAGGAGCGUGUCCGCGGUCUGGAGCGCAGGCUGGCGCCACGCUCCGCCUCGGAAGACCACGGCGAGCAGGAGGCGGAGCUCUCAGGCGAGGCGGCGCUGGAGCAGCUGAGGGAGGAGAAGGAGUUUGCGGAGGGCCAGAUCAACUUCCUCAACAGCGUCAUCGUCGACCUGCAGCGCAAGAACGAAGAACUGAAGGUCAAACUCAAGAAGUUGGCCUUGGCGGAGUUCAACGGGAACGACGACGGCAGCGUGGAGCAGCAGCAGGCGGGCUGCAGGCGCGAGAAAAAGAGCACGCCGCGUCUCUUCUGCGACAUCUGCGACUGCUUCGACCGCCACGACACGGAGGACUGUCCCACGCAGGCGCAGAGCCCCGACGCCGUGCCGCACUCCAGUUACCGCGGCAACCGGGCCGACGAGCGGCCAUACUGCGACAUCUGCGAGGCCUUCGGCCACGCCACCGAGUCCUGCAACGACGACCAGACCUUCUAGACCUCUCCAAACACGACUACUUUGUCAGCCGGCCGGCGUGUGGUGCCACCUGCUGGAGACACCAACUUAACCGCGUCUUAGCUUCCGGGCGAGCUAGCGCUUUUAAUACUGAAGCAGUACUCAAAUUCAACCCACUAAAC